Messenger RNA from Aquila chrysaetos chrysaetos, 2257 nucleotides. It is a transcript of the gene MAP1LC3B, whose product is annotated as microtubule associated protein 1 light chain 3 beta. The record is from RefSeq and is a predicted model, not a curated record. Gene Ontology annotation, molecular function: ubiquitin protein ligase binding. Gene Ontology annotation, biological process: autophagosome assembly; macroautophagy; cellular response to nitrogen starvation. Gene Ontology annotation, cellular component: autophagosome membrane; autophagosome; cytosol. The transcript has 4 exons. Lineage: Eukaryota; Metazoa; Chordata; Aves; Accipitriformes; Accipitridae. Bases 114 to 491 code for a protein of 125 amino acids.
AGCUGACGGCGGAGUCGCCGGUGGCGGCGGCGGGGGGCGGGCGCCGGCACUCGGAGUUGUCCGCCGCCGCCGCGCAGAGCUGCCGCCGGGCCUGAGGCCGAGCCGCCGCCGCCAUGCCCUCGGAGAAGAGCUUCAAGCAGCGCCGCACCUUCGAGCAAAGAGUGGAAGAUGUACGACUGAUUCGAGAUCAACAUCCAACUAAAAUACCAGUGAUCAUUGAAAGGUACAAGGGAGAGAAGCAGCUUCCAGUUUUGGAUAAGACCAAGUUCCUGGUGCCAGAUCAUGUCAACAUGAGCGAGCUAAUCAAAAUUAUCAGGCGACGCCUGCAGCUGAACUCCAACCAGGCGUUCUUCCUCCUGGUGAACGGACACAGCAUGGUGAGCGUUUCCACACCCAUAUCCGAGGUGUACGAGAGCGAGAAGGACGAGGAUGGGUUCCUGUACAUGGUGUACGCCUCUCAGGAGACUUUCGGAGUGCAAUCUUCUGUCUAAGACACGCAAGCGGCUUCUAGCCUAGGAUUUUGGUUUACCCUUGGCCAUCACCCCCACUCUUCCCCACACGCACCCCAGGGAAAGAAACGGAUGUCACCUACGCUCUCAGUACCUUAGCAUAGGCUUGCUUUAGCAGGUGUCUCAUCUUACCUUGCCUUGUUUGUGACUAUUAAACAGUACAGACGAGCACCUCCAGCUUUGAAACCUGCUGUAAUAUUCCACACAGGCACAUUUACAUUUCUGGACUUUAUGAAUGGAACCCAAUUGUGCAUGUGACAAUUGCAAAUAAAGGGACAUUCGAUUGACUUUUAACAAGCAAACAGGCACCAGGGAGGAGCUGAAGUGUUUCCUGUGACAGUUUUCUGGAAAAUCUCCCUAUGAUUCCUUAAAGCUUUUUUUUUUUUUUUUAAAAAUGGGAAGGCUUCUGAUGAGAGCAAAUACGUUUUAAUGUUUCAAAGCAGAGCUUUGUCUCCUGCAGCUCGAUCAGACUCGUGUCAGUGCUGCAGUGAGUCAAGGCAAGUGCUUGGGGUGAGCUGGGGGAGUACAACUCUUUUUGUCUCCGUUUUCUGUGGCACCGCAAACUUAGGCAUGGUGCCAGUUUCUGAAAUACUCAUACCAAACACCACAGCUUUAUUGUAGUUUUAGGAAGUGUUUAACUGUAAAAUACACACCUGGACAGGUAACAUUGAAAUAAACUCCAGUCUGUUAUGAAUUUCCAAUCCCUCUGUGUUCAGUGAAACACUGUUCUUCAUACGAGCUCUCUUCCAAAAGCUCACCCCCCUCUAGCCCUGAGGUUUGCAAUUCCCUUGCCCGGGCAGAGUGUCUGCUGGGAAAAGGUAGUCGAGGGACCCGCUGCCAGCACACGGGGCUGUCAGGAUGCGUGCAGCCGGCCGCAGAGCGGGCUGGUGCGAUCCGAGACGCGAGCGGCGCCCGUAUCGCUCGCGUUCUCGGGAGCGCUGCCUGGCCUCGCCGUCUCCAUCUGCUCGGCAGGGCGGGUGCGUUCCAGCCCUCCGAUGUGAGCGGGCAAACGGCUUUGCUGUACACACCUCCGUACUGAACAUUGGACUCGGGACAUGCCACUGGAAUUACCAACCCACACUGCCUAACCAGUCUGUCACUUGUUUUGCACGUUACCACCGAGGGGGAGGUCAGGGAGAAGCGCUUUUAAAAGCAGCUCAUGUCCGGGAGUUGCUGUCGAGAGUUGACGAACAAAUGAUUUUUUUUCCAUCACUGAAGUCUCCUGCCAUUUGCACGGGGUUUGGAAGAUCUUGGUGUUACUACUGUCCUGAGCAGGGAGGCAGCCUGUGCAGAGGAAAGGUAUCUCGUAGGACCCAUGUUUUUCCUCUAGAGUCGUUGUCAAGUGAAGCGUAGCAGGAUGAGAUUACUCUUGUAUAUUACGUGUCUGUGAACUAACUACAUCUGUUACUGGAAGCUAACUUACUAUAAUGGGGGAAAAAGAAGCAAUACUACUGCGUCUUGGCACUCUAGCUCAGUAAGGUGUACAAUUUGUACCUAUCUACACCUCUUUGCAUGCAUCUCGUUCACGCUUACUUCAGAUUUUUUUAUUGUUCUUUGUGUUUUUACUCCAAUGUAAACUUUUAAAUGCAGCUUGUUCUAUGUUUAGUUUUGUUCGUGUAAGAAAUUGUUUAACUCAUAACUGACAACCAUACUUGUAAUUACGACGUGAUUGACUGAUAUUCCUGUACAAAUGUUGCUUUUUUAAAAUUAAUACAGUGCUGAUAUGGAUGGAUUACAUCCCAACUUAA